Messenger RNA from Exophiala mesophila, 1760 nucleotides. RefSeq lists its product as uncharacterized. NCBI's taxonomy places the organism in Eukaryota, Fungi, Ascomycota, Eurotiomycetes, Chaetothyriales, Herpotrichiellaceae. Gene Ontology annotation, molecular function: zinc ion binding; DNA-(apurinic or apyrimidinic site) endonuclease activity; DNA binding. Gene Ontology annotation, biological process: base-excision repair. The record is from RefSeq and is a predicted model, not a curated record. Bases 1 to 1605 code for a protein of 534 amino acids. The transcript has a single exon. Gene Ontology annotation, cellular component: nucleus; mitochondrion.
AUGCCGCGUGUCCAAAAGACCAAGGCAGUCUCUAGCACUCCCCCAAACAAAAUCACAACCAUUGCCAGCAAGCGGAAAAGAGGUGAAGAAGAAUCGCCAGCCGUCCAGGAACCCUCUCAGGAUUCGACCCCCAAUCGAAGCAGCAAGAGAACAAGAACCAGCCAGGCUCUGAGCAACGGCAUCGAGUCACCAAGUACUCCUCGAUCAAGUCGUAAAUCCACCGUUCAUGUCACCGAGGCUGAGGUCAAAGAGGAAAUAAAGAUUUCUGUGAAAAAGAGUCCCGGACGGAAAUCCAAAGCCGCCGAAGAAGAAGACGACGAGGACGAAGGAGAUACCGGAAAACCCAAACGCCAACGCAAAAGCCAAGCACAAAAAGACGAAGAAGCCAUGCCUUUAGCAGUACGGACAAUAGGGAGCAAGAUGUUUGUGGGCGCACAUACAAGUAUAGCCAAGGGAGUCGAGAAUGCGAUUCACAACUCCGUACACAUCGGAGGCAAUGCAUUUGCAUGCUUUUUGAAAUCACAGCGCAAAUGGGACAACCCUCCGUUGAAAGACGAGAACCGAGAGGCAUUUCGCAAAGCCCUAAUUGAACACAAAUACGACGCAGAAAAACAUAUCGUACCGCAUGGAAGCUAUCUCGUCAACUUAGCCACCGAGGACAAGGACAAAUCCAAACAAUCAUACGACGCAUUCAUCGAUGAUCUUCGACGAUGUGAGGCUCUAGGAAUCAAAUAUUACAAUUUCCACCCUGGAGGAGCAGGACAGAGUCCAGUAGGAGAAGCCAUCACUCGUCUUGCCAAUAACCUCAACCGGGCAUUAUCCGAGACCAGGACCGUCGUUCCAUUAUUGGAAAACAUGGCCGGCCAUGGUACUUUGAUAGGAGGACGAUUCUCCGAUCUGCGCGACGUGAUUGCACAGAUCAAACCUGAGUACCGCUCUCGAAUCGGUGUAUGUAUCGAUACAUGUCACGCAUUCGCAGCGGGGUACGACCUACGCACGCCAGACGCAUUCGAAAAGACGAUGAAAGAAUUCCACGAAACAGUUGGAUUUCAGUAUCUCAAAGCCAUGCAUUUGAACGACUCUAAAGCCCCGUUCAACAGUCACCGCGACCUUCAUCAGAACAUCGGAUUAGGUUUCUUAGGUCUACGGGCAUUUCACAACGUCAUGAACGAACCAAGAUUCCAGGGUUUACCGCUGAUUCUUGAGACGCCGUCGGAAAAGCCAGACCCGAAGGACCCGAAAGGGAAGAAGAUGAUUGAGGACAAGACCGUGUGGGCGGAGGAAAUUAAAUUGUUGGAGAGUUUGAUUGGGAUGGAUCCAGAAGGGGAUCAGUUCAGGUCUUUGGAGAAGGCGCUAAGUGCCAGGGGUAGGAAGGAGAGAGAAGAGAUGCAGAAGAAGUUUGAGGAGAAGCAGGAAAAGGAGAAGAAGAAGUUGGCCAAAGAGAGGGAAAAGGGGCAGAAGAGUUUGAGUGAUAUGUUUGGUGCGAAGGGGAAGAACAAGAAUAAAGCAGGGACUGCGUCUAAGAAGGGAAAGAAAGGCGGUGAUGAUAGCGAGGGAAGUGAGUUGAGUGAUUUGAGUGACGAUGAAGCAUCUCAUGUACACUGAUCACUGGGGGCAAGGGAUCCUCAAUAUGGUUGGUUAUGUGUCUAUUGUAUAUGUGGGGCUCGAAUAUGUUAUGAGAAGUGUACAACAAGAGGAGAUGAUCCAACCAACAACAACGAGCAUGGAACGCACAGUGAAACGCAGACAUGGCAUUACCA